AUGAUCUACCCACCGUCCACCGCCAGCAGCCACGUGCAGUUCGGAGACCCCAGUUCGUCGUCUCCGAGCGCCUACGAGCUCGUCGCCCCAACAACGACCGACUCUGUUGUGUGCACCGACGCGCGCCUGUGUCUGGAGCUGCGGAUCUCGUCCGAAUAUCAACUGGACCCGUUCUUCCUGAGCCGAUACGACUCCAACACGCCAUUGGUCUCCGCUACUUUCGACAAAUACGACGCCAACGACAUCUUGCCCUUGAUCCCUGGGAACUCAGAGGCGACGGCGUGGUGGUUCCAGACCAACUCCUCAGACACUACAGCGACUCCCGUGAUUGAUCUGCUCCUGCGGCUUCGACAGCGCAGCCAGAGGCUGUCGGCUAGGGACCAACUGCUGCGUACAGCGUGUACGGCAACCAACGCGUGA
Messenger RNA from Phytophthora sojae, 420 nucleotides. RefSeq lists its product as hypothetical. The transcript is spliced from 2 exons. The coding region runs from base 1 to 420 and encodes 139 amino acids. The record is from RefSeq and is a predicted model, not a curated record. NCBI's taxonomy places the organism in Eukaryota, Oomycota, Peronosporomycetes, Peronosporales, Peronosporaceae.